Rosa rugosa (rugosa rose) is the source of this 2858-nucleotide messenger RNA. RefSeq names its product protein LNK2-like. NCBI's taxonomy places the organism in Eukaryota, Viridiplantae, Streptophyta, Magnoliopsida, Rosales, Rosaceae. Gene Ontology annotation, biological process: circadian rhythm; regulation of DNA-templated transcription. The transcript is spliced from 8 exons. The coding region runs from base 233 to 2350 and encodes 705 amino acids. The record is from RefSeq and is a predicted model, not a curated record.
CUCUCUCAGCUUUAGUUCUCUUUCCCAUACUCUGGAAACCUCUCCUCUCUUCCUCUCUCUCUCUCUCUCUCUGUGAUUCUGUGCCGGCCUCUCCGUCUCUGUUUUAGGCUCUGUCCGUUCGGAGCUUGAUGUCAAGUUGCUAGGCGAAUUCUGGCGAUGUGUGCACCAAACUCUGUGCGCGUCUCGGAUUUCGGUUUUGGUUUUGUGAUUUGCUGCUGUGGAUUCUUCAGAGAUGUUUGAUUGGAACGACCAGGAGCUUGCUAAUAUAAUAUGGGGCGAGGGAUGCGAGAGUGAUGACCAUAUUGUGCCUUAUCCCGAGGCAACUGAUGAUUACCGAGACAAGAAGGAACGUAACCAAGAAUCUGAUACCAUCAAGUCUACUGAGCAGAAGGCACCUGGAGCCAAAGUUGAUUUGCAUGGUAGAAAGCCGGAAAGCAGUUCCAACUUCGAGACUGGUGAAGGAAUUUCUAGUUCUAGAUUCGAAACAGACUCAUGGCCUGACUUAUCCUUAUCUAGUUUUGAGAAAACUGAACAACAAUGCAUGGGUACGGAAACCCCCGACAACUUAACUGAUAAUAAUAAUUUAGCUGAAGCAAAUCAACUUGACAAAGCUGCUGAACUUUUUCAAAAUUCCAAUGAAGCUAAAGAACAAUUUGUUGACUAUGGGUGGGCUAAUAUAGGAAGUUUUGAUGAUCUUGAUCAAAUUUUCAGCAAUGAUGACACUAUAUUUAGCCAAGUAAGUCUUGGAAAUGUGGAUGAGCUGUGGUCUUCUAAAGAUGCGACUGAUAGUCCAAUCAAAGCAUUUCCUGUGACUUCAGACUCACCAAGUUCCGGGUCAGGAGCACUGAGGAAUGUGUCAGAGCAUGCGGAAAUUAAAACAGAAAUUGUGCAGCAAGAUGAGCGGGCAAUUUCCCCUGGCUAUGGGAAGACAGAUUUUUCUGCAUCUCAUGGUCUACAGAAUGCCCCUGCAACUCUUGAUCAUGUAGAAUAUGCUGUGGGAAAAAGUAAGCCCACAGAAAAGGAGCAGACAGGGUCGGACUUGGGCAACAGCACUGUAACAAAUUCUUACCAGGCUGCUGUAAAUUCUUCUUCGUCAACUGAAAUAUUUGACAAGGUUUCCAGGCAGAGAAAAUUUUUGAGGUCUCGUAAAAAGUUGGAGGACAAAAAUGAAGGGAAAUCAUUGCAAGAUUUUUAUGGUAGCUGGUCUUCAACAAGAAACCCUUCUGGACAAUUUGAUAACCAGUUGCCAAGCCUUAUGGUUCAAUCUUCUCCCACUUCAGUUCUUGGUCACAAGAGACAGCUUCAAGGACCUGAGUCUUUUCCAUACCAGCCUGUGUCUAAUCAAUUUGUGUCUCAGACUAUGUAUGGGACUCUCACUAAUGCAUGCCAAGCUACACCGGUGCUUUCUCACACUCAGCCUGGGCAGAUUAAACAUCAAAAUUUUCUUUCUGGUUCAGACAUUUCUCCGGGUAGUGCUAGAAACAAGUCAGCAGAUACUUGUGCCAAGCCAACUAUGACUACUCAGGAAAAAAUUGAAAAGUUAAGAAGGCGGCAGCAACUGCAGGCAAUGCUUGCUAUUAGAAAACAACAGCAACAAUUUAGCCAUCAAGUCUCAUGCACCAAUCAGCCUACCACACAAAAGUGUCCCCAAGAAAAUCAAAUUCAGCACUCUGAGAGAGCUGAUCUGGAAGUUGAAGAUUUAAGCACUUUUCCUUCUCUGGACCCAAAUUCACCCAUAGAACAAGAUGAUUCAAAUACAGUUUCUGCAGCAGUUGAAUAUUACUCAGCGGAGGACACAAUACUCUACAGGCUUCAAGAUAUUAUAGCAAAGUUGGACAUCAAAACGAGACUUUGCAUACGGGAUAGCUUGUUGCGGUUAGCUCAAAGUGCAGUGCAAAGGCAUCAUACAAGUGAUACUAGCAGUUCCAACAGAAACAGCAAGGAUGAGCCUGAAAUUGUUGCAAAGGAGGAAAUCGGCGGUUGUAACAGGUACACCAGCAUGCCAGAUGUUGAGACCGAGACCAAUCCUAUAGACCGAACUGUGGCUCAUUUGCUCUUUCAUCGCCCGUUGGAUCUAUCAGGAAAACAUUCUGGUGCACCAGAAUCACCUGCUUCUACUAAGAUGCCAUUUGAACGCAAAACAGCAGGCUUAGCGAGCUUGUCAAACGGAGUAUUGCUCGACAGUUUGAAGAACAAAUCAAACUAUUCUCAUCAAGAAUCUGGAAAUUAUUGCCCAGAUCCUGAGCCCCAGUCUGCGGAUCAGAACUUGCCUUGCAUGAACAAGUCAGAAAACCUAUCGAACAAUGGGUCAGCAGAUGGUGGAACCAUGGAGGUCGAAGCCUCUAAUUGAAUGAAUAUGCAUCGCAGAAUUCUGUAAGGGUAAUGCCUUCCUUUAUCUCUCCAUGUCUGUUAAUAAUUCAAUACGUUUCAUGUACAUGGCUAUACAGAUGUACUGGUAAUGUGGGGACGUUAUGUCAUCGUCAACCAACUAUGAUCUUCAUUUAGUGUGGUCAUGGAGCUCGAACAACACAUUACUGAGGGGGAGUAUCCUACAGCAUAAAGCUGCACUGUAAAAUCAAUUGGAUACAUCCAUGUUUGAAAAAUAUGUUCAGUUUCAGUAUGGUUAGUUAUCUAUGCCAGACUGUUAUUGAUCUGUAUUCUUAACGAUGCUAUUGCAGCCAAUAGCAGCAAUAUUUGUGUACUAUUUUUGUGUAAGACUCGAUCGUUGGAGCCACAUGACAUAUAUCUAGCUAGUAUUGACAGAUUGGCACCUACCAAAUCUGCUAGUUUGACUAGUAUUUGUAUAUUCUUAAGUUCAACUUGAUGCAGAGCGAAAAGUGGCAUCAAUUUAAGACGCA